Messenger RNA from Carassius gibelio (silver crucian carp), 2078 nucleotides. RefSeq names its product CD276 antigen. NCBI's taxonomy places the organism in Eukaryota, Metazoa, Chordata, Actinopteri, Cypriniformes, Cyprinidae. The transcript has 6 exons. Bases 345 to 1217 code for a protein of 290 amino acids. The record is from RefSeq and is a predicted model, not a curated record.
GAAGCACAUAGAAAUCGAGGACAGGCUCCACCCAUUAAGUCUAGAGAGGAGGAGCUGGACGUUAUUUGAUUAUUUCACUCCUCCCCUCACCAUAACCACCUACUGUCUAAAAGUCAUUUCAGACGAGCUUGUAUAUUCACACUUCCUAGAGAGCUUUACUGAGCUACUGUACAACAGACCAGCAGCAUCUUCAGCUCUUUCUUUAUUACGAAACGUUCAGUGUUUAUUAUGACGUUUAUGUUCUUGUAGCCUACAUUUGUGUGUGUUUAAAUUGCAGCCAUUACAAAAUUAGGAACUGUUGCCAACUGAAAUCAUUCAGCGAAAUAGCAAAGAAAAUAUUUGACAUGUUUAUACUCUUCUGUCUGAGCUUAUGGAGUGGUGUGUUUGGUGAUGAUGCAGUGAAGUCAGAGUCAGUGACGGAGGGAGAAUCAGUCACACUAAACCCUGAUGUUAAUACAAUUAAUGAGCUACGGUGGAGCUUUAUACACAACAACAAAAAGAUUCUCAUCGCUCUAAUCGACAGACAGAACAAUAUAAGCAUACUUCAUGAUGAUACUCUUGAUGGGAGAUUCAGAGACAGACUGAAGCUGGAUCAGACUGGAUCUCUGAUCAUCACAAACACCAGAACCACAGACUCUGGACUUUAUACAGUCACCAGCACCAGCAGAGAGAAGCCGCUGAGCAUGUUCAGUCUUACUGUCUACGCUUGUCUUUCUAUUCCUGUCAUCACUAGUCACUGUCCUUCAUCUUCAUCACAGCAGAAUUGUUCACUGGUGUGUUCAGUGUUCAAUGUGAGUGAUGUGACUCUCUCCUGGUACAAAGGAAACAGUUUAUUGUCCAGCAUCAGUGUGUCUGAUCUCAGCAUCAGUCUCUCUCUUCCUCUGGAGGUGGAAUAUCAGGAUAACAACAACUACAGCUGUGUGAUCAACAAUCCCAUCAGAAACCAGACUCAACAUCUGGACAUCACUCAACUCUGUCACACAUGUUCAGGUUCUCCAGGCUCUGUAUAUCUGAUAGUGCUGGUUUCUGCUGCUGCUGGUCUUCUGUUGAUUGUCGUUGCAGUCAGGAUCUUCUGCAUCUGCAGGAAAACAGACCAAGAGGUUCAGAGUGGUGAAGAAAUCACAUAUGCUGAUCCGACAUUCUUCAAAAGAAAAGCACACAAGUCGACUGUUCAAGAGCAGGAAGAUGUGGUGUAUGCAGGAGUGGCCAGACACUGAAAAAAAAAUUAUUCUAUUUUAGGGCUGCCAACUUUCUAGAACCCACAGAUCCAAAAUACAACAGGAGGAUUACUGUAUUAGUGCAGAUAUUUUGUGUGUAAUGAUAAAUGCAUAUUUUAUGUCACACACAUACCUUUGAAUAUCUCAUACUAAAGGUGUUUAUAAGAACUAACCCUCACACAAUCUUGUUGACAUCAUUCAAAAAAGUGAGUUCAUCGAUGUUAACGUGGUAUUAACUGAAAAUUAAUGGAUUUUAUGCCAGGGCGUGUGGCCUAUGUGUGUGUGUUUUGUAUGUUUGUGUUUUCAGAUGUUACUGUACAGACAGUCCUGUGUGUCUCUGCUCAUAAAGUGAACCUUUUGAAGCUUUUAAAGCUGCAGUUGAUAAAUUUUGAUGCUCUAUCGGUUAAUAAACAGAACUGCUUGCUUCUUGUGGAAGAACAUCGUAGCCGGAACUACUUCUCUCUGUUUAUGUCUAUGAAGAAUCACAAAGGUACUGGGUUACUCCGCCACGGAACCCCCGAAGCAAUCUAAAAUAGUCAGAAUAUAAACACUUAUUAUAGGUGUACCCUAGUGAUUCAGGACAGGCUAAAAACACGGUUUGGAAAAUGGAUUCAUGGUGUACUCACUUAUUAUAUACAUUUUGUAAAUUGUGAACACAUAAAAAAGUUAUGGACCACAGCUCUGAUUGGUUAUUUUUUACCGGGAGCGAUGGAGUUUCUGCAAAUGGCAAUAGGACCACUGGGAGGAGCCAGAGGAGCUUGGUUUUUUUCUCUCAUAUUCUACUGUCAGGACAUAAUGACAGGUUUAACAAAUAUGUAAAAAAUACAUUUUUACAAAAUUUACCCACUGCAGCUUUAAACA